Impatiens glandulifera is the source of this 993-nucleotide messenger RNA. RefSeq names its product serine incorporator 3-like. The transcript has 9 exons. NCBI's taxonomy places the organism in Eukaryota, Viridiplantae, Streptophyta, Magnoliopsida, Ericales, Balsaminaceae. Bases 16 to 993 code for a protein of 325 amino acids. Gene Ontology annotation, cellular component: membrane. The record is from RefSeq and is a predicted model, not a curated record.
AUAUUUUUCUUUGUAAUGACUCUUACAACAUGUAAUUACACGAGCAAGUUAAACCAGGCCCGCAGCACAUGGCAUUCUGGAUGGUGGUGGUUUAAGUCUGUCAUUAUCAUUUUCUCCAUUGCCAGUACCUUAUUUCUUCCUCUCCAAAUCAUCCAAUUAUAUGGUGAACUCGCUAGAAUUGGUGCAGGGAUAUUUCUUAUUCUUCAGCUCAUAAGUGUAAUUGAGUUUAUUACAUGGUGGAAUAACUAUUGGAUGCCCGAGGAUGAUAAGAUGAAGAACCAAAGCAGCAAUUGCUUUCUCGGAUUGUUUAUGUCAACAUUAUUCUAUGUUGCUUCAGUAAUUGGGAUUGGAAUGAUGUAUUCACUCUACGUCCCCAAAUCCUCUUCGUGUACUCUUAACAUAUUUUUCAUAACGUGGACCGCCAUCUUGCUUGGUGUCAUGAUGCUAGUGUCUUUGCAUUCAAAGGUAAAUAGAGGUCUUCUGUCUUCGGGGAUCAUGGGUUCUUAUAUUGUUUUCCUCUGUUGGUCUGCCAUUAGAAGUGAGCCAGCAGGCAAGAAAUGCAGCCCUCAGAAGGAACAUAACAAUAAGCACGUUGAUUGGACUAAUGUCCUGGGAUUUCUGAUUGCCAUAUCUGCAAUUGUUAUGGCAACAUUUUCGACUGGGAUUGACUCGCAAACAUUUCAGUUCCUCAAAGAGGAUGAUGAGGCGGAAGAGGAGAAGGAUGAUGAUGAUAUUCCAUAUGAAUAUGGAUUCUUCCAUCUUGUAUUCUCCUUAGGAACCAUGUACUUUGCAAUGCUAUUUAUCAGUUGGAACCUGGAAAGCUCAACCAACAACAAGUGGAGCAUGGAUGUAGGCUGGGCAAGCACUUGGGUCAAAAUCGUCAACGAAUGGCUUGCUGCCACCAUUUACUUGUGGAAACUUAUUUACCCUGCUCUGAAACAGACAGGAGUUGAGAAUAACCAAUUAAGGGAAAGGAGGAGUGUGAUGCCUUGA